CUCUACAUUAACUAAUUAUCUACGAACUCAAUAACACUUUCUGGAAGACAAGGAUCCUGGUCCCAGCGGAGAAAAGCACAAAUCCAGAUCACGGGUGGGUUGUUAAGUGGAUAUAUGGCCCCUGAGUAUGCUAUGGAGGGGCUUUUUUCUACUAAAUCAGAUGUUUUCAGCUUUGGUGUUCUGAUGCUUGAGAUAGUGAGUGGGAGGAAGAACACUGGCUAUCUUUCCGAACAUGGUCAGAACCUGCUUAAUUUUGCAUGGAAAUUGUGGUGUGAAGGACAUGGAUUAGAGCUUAUGGACCCUUGCUUAUCGCAGCCCUGUGUGGCAGCUGAGAUAACAAAAUGCAUCCAUAUUGGAUUGCUCGGUGUUCAGCAAGAUCCAGCAGAAAGACCUACCAUGUCCUCUGUAGUCUUUAUGCUGGAAAACGACCCUCAAACACUUCCACAACCAUCACAGCCUGCAUUUUCCAUUGGGAGAAUUGUCGUGAGAUCAGAUAAGCCCCGUUCUAAUGAUCAAUUGUGCUCCGUUAAUGAGGUCACUUUGUCAAUUCUAUCACCUCGAUGACCUAUGGACGGUUAAUUCUUCCACAAGGGGUUCUUCUGUUUGCAGAUAAUGCAGGGAUUUCAUACAAAAAAUGUUAUCCUAUACUCAAGUUAAACUCUAAAAUUAUUUUUCUUCUUCAGUUCCUUCGUGACUUCUAUCCUCCUAUCUUUAAUUAGUUUAUGACUAUUAUUUUUAUCUGUUGCAUAUAUUUCGAAUCAUAUCAAUUACUUUGAGAGUAUUGUGUU
Lycium barbarum (goji berry) is the source of this 788-nucleotide messenger RNA. Its product is annotated as cysteine-rich receptor-like protein kinase 44. Gene Ontology annotation, molecular function: ATP binding; protein serine/threonine kinase activity. The coding region runs from base 115 to 564 and encodes 149 amino acids. Gene Ontology annotation, biological process: protein phosphorylation. Lineage: Eukaryota; Viridiplantae; Streptophyta; Magnoliopsida; Solanales; Solanaceae. The record is from RefSeq and is a predicted model, not a curated record. The transcript is spliced from 3 exons.